Syngnathoides biaculeatus (alligator pipefish) is the source of this 1742-nucleotide messenger RNA. RefSeq names its product signal-transducing adaptor protein 1-like. The transcript has 13 exons. Bases 300 to 1481 code for a protein of 393 amino acids. The record is from RefSeq and is a predicted model, not a curated record. NCBI's taxonomy places the organism in Eukaryota, Metazoa, Chordata, Actinopteri, Syngnathiformes, Syngnathidae. Gene Ontology annotation, molecular function: signaling adaptor activity.
GAAAAGUGUGGUUUUAAAAAAAAAAGUAAAAAAUUAGAUUACAUAAGAUUGUUGGCGGGGGAAAAGACGAGAAGCUCCAGUUCCACUCGUUCUUCAACUUUUGGACUUUCUGACGCCAGGUGCUUUCCGUGUGGAGGAGAAAAAAAAAAGGGUUGUAGUACAUGCGUAGACGCUCCCAGCUGGUGUGGACCAAUCACCGGCCAAAGAGCAAACUAUAUCUCUGCCUUGUUGGCAUGUCGAGCUUCUAGUCUGACGUUGGACAUGCUUUCGAACUGAAGUGCGCUGCAGAUUCUCGACUGAUGAUGAACAAACGACAAGGGCGGCCUUUCAGCGCGCUGCCGCACUGCUACUAUGAGGGCUACCUGGAGAAGAGGUCCUUUAAAGAUAAGAAAUCACGUAGGCUGUGGACUUGUCUGUGCGGGAAUGCCCUGUACUUCUUCAACGACAAGAGGGAAAUUGACCAGUACAUCGAAAAGUUGGAUCUGAGCGGGCCUAUCACCAUAACAGACGACACUACAAUGGAUUACAACCUGGACACGGCCAAAAUGAACCUUCAGACCAAAGACAGCAAUAUCAAAUUCUCUGCCCCCAAUGCCGAGGCUCGGGAACUGUGGAAGGGCUUCAUUCAAUCCGUGGUUGAGCUGUCGGUGCCGUCGACCCUGAACCUGCUGCCGGGCCAGAUGCUCAUGCUGGAAGAGGUGGUGAAAAAAGAGAAAGAGAGACUCCGAACCUUUUCUCCCACUAGUGUCGUCGAGUCCAUAGAGGAAAUGCCAGAUUGCGGCCUGUCCCCCAGUUGCUUCCAUCUUGUGACCCGUACGGAGGCGGAACUCCUGCUGGAGCGAGAGGCCAGUCGGGGAAACCUGCUGCUGAGGCCCAGUCAGGAUGGCACAGGCUUUGCUAUUAGUACCAGGGAAGAGAUGAACGGGCCCAUCUUCAAACAUUACCGCGUGAGCCACAACCACGACGACGGCUUCACCAUCGAAGUGGAUAACCCUGUCCAGUGUGCUUCGUUGCUUGACAUCAUCAAUUACUUCUCAGAAGUGACAGAAGGCAUGCUGAAGCCUCUGGUCAGGGAGGAAACCUACGAGCAGAACAUCUCUUAUGUUGGCUUGGAUAAUGAAAAUGGAGAGAAGAGAGUGCGCGGUGCUUCCAUGCACCUCCUUCCGCCGGCUGUACAGCCCAAACCAGCUUUGGCAAGAGCGACGAGUGAAGACGUGGAGGAAAAUGUGUACGUGAAUGACAAAAAUCCCAAAGAUUUCGCAGCGGAGCGGCCACCAGAGACCGACACCAAACUGUCUGGGAAAUCGCUGAAAGCCCCGACGCCCGCCCCUCGCAAAUUCCCGCCGUCUCCCUCGCCGCCAUCCACCACCAGGUCCACACACAGCAGAGAGCUGAGAACGAAGACCCACUUGGACCAGCAUAACCAGACCAUAUCGGAACUCACGAUGAUGUUCAAGAAGAUGGCCAAGUGUGUCGAAUGACCAACGCCCUCGCCGCAACCAAACAAUGUGAACGUCUCCGAUGACACCUCCGUCACCACGACGACCAACUGCACUUUUCCAUCCUUCCCCUUUUUCUCAGGACAGCCCAAUGCAAAUGUACUGUAGAGCUGGCCUGCUUUUGACAUGAAUUGUACAUACAUACUAGACACCGGGCACAGAUUUAAUUUGAACCCACGUGAUUUGACUGUGAUUUUCUACUAUAUGUAUAUUUUUGGACUUGAUGUCAAUAAAAGUCCCUAA